Molecule: messenger RNA, 684 nt
Organism: Drosophila innubila
Lineage: Eukaryota; Metazoa; Arthropoda; Insecta; Diptera; Drosophilidae
Product: protein suppressor of variegation 3-7
Exons: 1
Coding region: 104-577 (157 amino acids)
Molecular function (GO): DNA binding
Source: RefSeq, a predicted model, not a curated record
GAACAGCUGAUUCGCGUUUAUUUGGGUUGUAACAUUUAUUGAAUGCAACAGAUAAAUUGAAUUAAAGUUUGAAACUAAAUAUAGUUCUACAAAUCAGAAAAUCAUGUCGUUAAAGCGCUUUAAUUUGAAGACCAGACCACGACGGAAUCGUGAGGAACUCUUGCAGAGCAUAACACGCGAUCGCGCCUUAUUGAACGCCUAUUUUCAAGAUCUCACAGCUAGAGAAGAGUCGAAGUCCCAGUCGAUAACCCAGAAGGAACCACAAACGAAGUCUCAGUCGGCAGCUCAGAAGGAAACAUCUCUAAAUAAAGCAAGCAAAAUGCAGCAACGCGACAGUUAUGAUUUGUUUUUUGAAAGUGCCUGCAUUAGUAUCAAAAGUUUACCGCCAAAAUUAGCAGCAGAGGCCAAAAGCCGCAUCUCACAAAUCAUAACAGAAUUUGAGCUGCGAGCUAUAUCAGAAGAGGAAGAGAAACAACAUCAGCAGCAGCAGCAACAACAGCUCGUUAAAACAAUGAGAGUGAGUGAGAGCGAGGACGCUUCAUCUGGCAUUGUUUACGAAUUUCAACCUUACACUUGAAGAAAUCUCUAUCAGCGAUCGCAAAUAAUAAUUAUUUUAAUAAUUAAAAUUAAUUGUAACUUUCUAUUUUGACAAAAUUAUAUAAUAACAGAAUUCAAUAAUUAAGU